Molecule: messenger RNA, 1431 nt
Organism: Parnassius apollo (apollo)
Lineage: Eukaryota; Metazoa; Arthropoda; Insecta; Lepidoptera; Papilionidae
Source: the annotation of a GenBank genome assembly
AUGUCCGUACCCAGCACAGGAUUGAGCAAGCUAAAGAAGAAACAUAUUCGUGUUAAGCAUCAAAAAGUGAAAUUGUUUCGUGCUAAUGAACCGUUACUGUCCGUUUUUAUGUGGGGAGUUAAUCAUACGAUUAAUGAACUGAGCCAUGUUACCAUACCAGUUAUGCUACUGCCAGAUGAUUUUCGAGCAUAUUCAAAGCUUAAAGUCGACAAUCACUUGUUUAAUAAAGAAAACAUGCCAUCCCAUUUUAAAGUAAAAGAAUACUGUCCACUGGUAUUCAGGAAUCUUCGAGAGAGAUUUGGGAUCGACGACCUUGACUAUAAGGAGUCUCUCACAAGGUUUAGAAAGCCAGAUAACUACCUGUGUUCGCGGACAAUGAAGAGGAUUACCAGUAAACUGCGGCGGUCUGAAACCGCACCAUCCUGUUUUGCCAACAUGAAAAACGAAACUCACCAAGAGGGAAUAUUCCACGAUGCGAGUGCACUCGUUAAGUGUGGCUUGACGAUUAAACGCCUGAGAUCUCAGCCGAUUCCGGACGACUCGUCCGGCAAGUCGGGCGCCAAGUUUUACCAGAGCUAUGACCGCUUGUUCAUUCUCAAGACCCUUACGUCCGAGGAGGUGGAGAGGAUGCACUCGUUCCUGAAGCAUUAUCACCCAUAUAUUGUCGAGCGACACGGAAAGACCCUGCUACCACAGUACCUCGGUAUGUACCGGCUGACGGUAGACGGCAUUGAGCACUACCUCGUCGCAACCAGAAAUGUCUUCUCCAACCACCUCAAUAUACACAGGAAGUACGAUUUGAAGGGAUCGACAGUGGACCGCGAGGCGUCCGAGAAAGAGCUGGAAAAGGAGUUGCCCACCCUCAAGGAUAACGAUUUCAUAAAGCAAGGCGUCAGGAUUGACAUUGGUGACGCCGCUAAAGAAAAGCUACUCGAGACUCUCACCGCUGAUGUGGAGUUCCUAACGAAACUCCACCUGAUGGACUACUCGUUGCUGCUGGGCGUGCACGAGUGCGGGCGCGGCGAGGCCGAGGCCGAGGCGGCGCGCCAGCGCGAGGCUGAGGCCGACAGCGAGCCUGACUCCGACACCGACAGCGACACCGACAACCGCCACCACGGCGACAGGUGGGGCUACAACACGCCACCCGACAGUCCGCGCGGCUUCGCUCGCCAGUCUUCGCUCCGCUACGAGGGCAUCAUACCGGAACUCGAUAUAUACGCGAUUCCCAGCCAGGAAGGUGCACCUAAGAAGGAGAUAUAUUUCGUGGCUCUAAUCGAUGUCCUGACGCACUACGGUGUUAAGAAACAGGCAGCAAAAGCAGCGAAAACAGUGAAAUACGGCAGCAACGUCGACGGGAUAUCAACCUGCGACCCCGAGCAGUACGGCAAACGAUUCAUAGAGUUCGUUGCUAAAGCGAUCGAAGGCAACUAG